CCCGGAUUGAAGCGCCGCCAUUUUUGCUGCCCGGGCGCGGAGCGAGAGGCUGAGAGUUGGAGACGCUAUCCGCUUCCAUCCGUCGCGCAGACCCUGCCGGAGCCGCUGCCGCUAUGGAUGAUCGGGAGGAUCUGGUGUACCAGGCGAAGCUGGCCGAGCAGGCUGAGCGAUACGACGAAAUGGUGGAAUCAAUGAAGAAAGUAGCAGGGAUGGAUGUGGAGUUGACAGUUGAAGAAAGAAACCUCCUAUCUGUUGCAUAUAAAAAUGUGAUUGGAGCUAGAAGAGCUUCCUGGAGAAUAAUCAGCAGCAUUGAACAGAAAGAAGAAAACAAGGGAGGAGAAGACAAACUAAAAAUGAUUCGGGAAUAUCGGCAAAUGGUUGAGACUGAGCUAAAGUUAAUCUGUUGUGACAUUCUGGAUGUACUGGACAAACACCUCAUUCCAGCAGCUAACACUGGCGAGUCCAAGGUUUUCUAUUAUAAAAUGAAAGGGGACUACCACAGGUAUCUGGCUGAAUUUGCCACAGGAAAUGACAGGAAGGAAGCUGCGGAGAACAGCCUAGUGGCUUAUAAAGCUGCUAGUGAUAUUGCAAUGACAGAACUUCCACCAACACAUCCCAUUCGCUUAGGUCUUGCUCUCAAUUUCUCCGUAUUCUACUAUGAAAUUCUUAAUUCCCCUGACCGUGCCUGCAGGUUGGCAAAAGCAGCUUUUGAUGAUGCAAUUGCAGAACUGGAUACGCUGAGUGAAGAAAGCUAUAAGGACUCUACGCUUAUCAUGCAGUUGUUACGUGAUAAUCUGACACUAUGGACUUCAGACAUGCAGGGUGAUGGUGAAGAGCAGAAUAAAGAAGCGCUGCAGGAUGUGGAAGAUGAAAAUCAGUGAGACAUAAAAGCCAACAAGAGAAACCAUCUCUGACCACCCCACACCUUCCCAUCCCACCCCUCUUGGAAAUUCCCCCAUUGUCACUGAGAACCACCAAAUCUGACUUUUACAUUUGGUCUCAGAAUUUAGGUUCCUGCCCUGUUGGUUUUUGUUUUUUUUUUUUUUUUAAAAACAGUCUUCAAAAGUUCUUAAAGGCAAGAGUGAAUUUCUGUGGAUUUUACUGGUUCCAGCUUUUAGGUUCUUUAAGACACUAACAGGACUGCAUAGAGGCUUUUUCAGCAUUACUGUAUUGUCUCCUGCCAGAUGUGGCAAGAUCACCAUUAGAAAUGGAAAUUACAUUUGAAAGCCAUUAGACUUUUAGGUGAUGCAAGCAUCUAAGAGAAAGGUUAAUCACACUAUAGAGGUGUAUGUGGUAUCAUUUUCCCUUUUUCUAAUUGUUUAAAUUGAAUUUUAUACCAAUGUUUAAAAUUAAUUGGAUGUUAGCUUGAGGUGGUUAAAGGUUGUUUGGGGAGUUUGUUGUAAUGAUUUUGCUGUAAAAAGUGUUUCAAACUCUGCUGAAAUGUUGCUGAAAAGCAUGGUGCUGGUAACAGUUCAACAAUCCGUGGCUGCUCAUUCUUGCCUACUUUACUCUCCCUCUGAAGCAGGUUAGCAUUGAAGGUGGUAAUGGAAAAGCCUGCAUGCGUGUUCAAUUCUUUGUUUCUUCUCCUUCCCUCUCCCCCUGGGCCCCGUCCCUCCCCUCCUUCGCUCGCUCAACCUCUUUUGUUCAGUAUGUGUAACUUGAAGCUAAUUUGUACUACUGGAUAUCUGACUGGAGCCACAGAUACAGAAUCUGUAUUGUUCUUACUGAAACACAGCAUGGAUUAACAUUAAACUUAAAUAAAACAAACCUAAAUUAAAAAUGCCAAA
Messenger RNA from Eubalaena glacialis (North Atlantic right whale), 1787 nucleotides. RefSeq names its product tyrosine 3-monooxygenase/tryptophan 5-monooxygenase activation protein epsilon (gene YWHAE). The coding region runs from base 114 to 881 and encodes 255 amino acids. The transcript has 6 exons. Lineage: Eukaryota; Metazoa; Chordata; Mammalia; Artiodactyla; Balaenidae. Gene Ontology annotation, biological process: signal transduction. Gene Ontology annotation, cellular component: cytoplasm. The record is from RefSeq and is a predicted model, not a curated record.